Molecule: messenger RNA, 3289 nt
Organism: Aspergillus heteromorphus CBS 117.55
Lineage: Eukaryota; Fungi; Ascomycota; Eurotiomycetes; Eurotiales; Aspergillaceae
Product: protein kinase family protein
Exons: 3
Coding region: 75-2807 (910 amino acids)
Biological process (GO): peptidyl-threonine phosphorylation; peptidyl-serine phosphorylation
Molecular function (GO): ATP binding; protein serine/threonine kinase activity
Source: RefSeq, a predicted model, not a curated record
CUUCUCCUGCGAGAUGAGCCCCGCGACCAUCGUCCCCCCCCGGUUGCCGUCCGCCCGGGCCCUCCUCCGGAGAAAUGUCGAUCUCCCAUCCUGUCUCCGAUGCCAGACGGCGGGGCACAAUAGAGCACAUCCUUAACGAAUUGCGCGCGCACACGAGGCGAGAAGCCGAUGAGUAUCAUAGCUUCAUCUGUCGACAGGACCUCGUCAAGGUCUGGUCGAACACGGCCUCAAUUCACACCCUCCUCCAACCAGACAUCCUCUCCCCCGAAGACGUGGAUCGAAUCCAGCGCGACUUUAUCGCGAUCCUGUCCAUCCUUGUCACUAUCGAUGCAACCGCCUGUCUUGCCCAGUUCCGCAGAACAUUUCUCGAUGGUGAGAUAGGAGAUCGAGAUCUCCCCUUCACGAAGGAGAGAAUUCAAAGUUUCUUCUCAGAGGCGCCGGCAUCAGCCUUAUUGUUUCAUAACAAUCAGUGGAAGUUCUGUCCGGUAAAGAUACGGUCCAGUCGACACCAUCCGCUGCAGGAGGUGCCCUACCAGUGUCGACUCCCGUUUCAAUCCACCCCGAGAAAACUGGGCUCCGGGGGCUUUGGGGUGGUAAAUCUCGUGGAGGUAGCUCCGCGCUAUCUGAAGCUAAACGAAGGGGCCGAUUUCCCAUACCCCUACAAGGUCGCCUGCAAGAGGUUUCAACGCGUUCAAAAGCUUGCCGACUUCACCCAGGAGAUCAAAAACCUGAACCGCCUAAAAGAUGCUCUAACAGAGCAAAAGCAUAUAUUGCAACAUCUAGCCGCGAUCCAUCAUGGGCCAUACCAUUACAUUCUGUUUCCAUACGCUGAGAACGGCGAUCUCUACCAGUUCCUCCUAGACGGCAAUGGUGCCUACGACCCCCGCGACAAGUUUCCACACCUCCCAGAAGAAGGAGAUUCACUCAUAUUCAAGCCACUGUUAUAUCAAUGCUGGGCACUGGCGUCAGCUCUCAGGUGGUUGCAUGGCAGUAUCCAAGUCGGAACGGACACCUUUCUGUUUGCACAUAUGGACAUCAAACCGGAGAAUAUCCUGAUCAUGAAAGAUGAAUCCUCUGUGGUCGGAAAGUGGGUAAUCUCUGACUUUGGUGUCUCUGUUCAAAAGCCCGCCCUUGAAAUGUCGCAUCUAUCUCCAGAAAAGACAAUAGAAACCGAGCCAAUCCGCCCCAGAGGAACGUACCUGCCCCCCGAAGCUAUACGUCGAGGGACCGUGGCGGCCAGAGGCCAGACUGUCGGCCGUAAAGGGGAUAUCUGGUCUUACGGAUGUGUCUUCAGUGAAAUUCUUGCCUGGGCAAUCGGAAGGGGAUCAGGUGUGGAGGAAUUUUCCAAUUCACGAAUCAGAGAAAAUAGCAGUGACAACUUUUGGGAACAGGGCAAAUCUGGCAGUUUGACACCAGAGCCAAAUCGGCCCAGGCUACGAGAAUCAGUGGUCAAGUGGCUUAACUCCCUUCCCAGUCCCUCGUCCGCAAUUGUGGUAAGGGUCUGGGCAGAAUCUAUCCAACAAAUCCUAGAUGCCAAUGUGGCUUCCAGGCCAAGUGCAGAGAGACUUGAGAGCCUUGUCAAGACGGUAUAUAAUUCCUGUGAUGUGCCUACUGACGACGACCGGAGCAUCUCGAGGUCUCUGAUAGAACUCCCACGCCCCGGUGAUUCGUCAUCGGACGACUCAUUUGCAUCUCCGCCAGGCUCACCUGAUGACCUUUCUGUUUCGGAAGGAGGCCCCCAAAAUCCCGUCACUAGUCAUUUCGACACUGGAUUUAGAAUUCAACACAACGAUAUGUACAGAAUAUUGCAUUACAAUAAAAAGGACAAUAUGGCGACAUGUUUGUCGCGGACCAUGUGGCAAGGCCGCGUACCAACAGCAUUUAUAUCACAGGACAAUAUCACAAUCAUCGAACUUGACCUCUAUCCUGGAAGCUUUGUCGUGUCGAAAAUAGUUCCGCUCCGUGGAGAGUGGAAGGAAUAUGGAGCUGUUAUCGAGGGCAGGUAUCUUGCGGCUUGGGGGGUUAGUAAGAGGGAUGGCAAGAACAUGCUCUAUAUCGGAGAUUUCACCACAAAUCUUGACGCGAUGCCUCUAGUCGACGUAAGGUUUGUAACCUCGGUGGCCGUAUCUCCGCAGGGAUUGUUUGCCCUUGUCCAAGACCAAUAUGUUGUCCUAGUCCGAGGCACGCCUGUGCAGGGGUAUUCUAUGCAUCGCCGUUUGUGCGGCUCCCCCGGCUUGGAUCAGACAUUUACGCAAGCGGUAUUCAAUGAUGGUGGCGAUUUGUUGUUCACGUGGGCCAGGUGCAGCAAGCAGGAGUCUCUAUAUGUGUGGAGGGUGACGGAUGAGAUGCAGGACCAACCAGAUUUUGUCGUGCACUAUUCUCUGCAGCAGCACAAUUCUAGGCAUACUGAAGUGAUACCGUACAGUUCCAGACCAGGCUGUUUACUUGCGGCUGUUGGUCUACAAGCGUACCUCGCCCUUUCUCUGAACCAUGAGGGCACAGAGCUUCCCCGCAUUUGGCGCUCUGACCAGCGACUGGAUAUAGUUAGAGGCUGUAUGGUCGGCGACAGCCAGCUUCUGGGGAUAGCCGACCGACGUCAUUUUGGAACUGGACAUUUGCAUCUGAAAAUGUACUCGAUCGCCCAGGAAAAUGACAUGGGCAUAAUUUCAUCAGGGGAAAAGCUGUGCAAGCUCCCCAGGGAAUGCAAGUCUUCGACUGCACUGCGAGCGUAUCUGAGGAAUGGAACCAUGACGGCAGUUGUAUGCAGCAAGGGGAGGCUUAUCAUUAUUGACGUGAACGAUAUCUAAUUGGCAUUCUUCAAGCGGCGCAUCCACAAUGCGAAGUUCAAAUCUGCAGAAUAGGCCAUGCCAGGCAGAAAGUACAAGACUAGGUUCUCACUUCACCGGUUGUUUCGGUUUCGACCUUUGUUGCCUCCGGUCGCUCAAACAACCGAAAAGGCUUCCUCUUCCACCACGAAUCAAACCACAUAAUCAGCACAUACACCACUCCGGUGGCCAGGGUCAGAGGUAACCAUGUGGCGAGGAAAACCCAGAAAUCCUUGGCAAUUACAAUCUCUCGCGCUUCGUCAUCAAAGUUGAAGAAAUUCAUCCCAUAUAUGCUGACCACGAAUGAGCCAGGGAGGUAGACCGCUGAUACAAAUGUGAUGAUCUUGACCGCAGCGCUAUCAUCCACCGUGUCCUGUUGCAGAUUCUUGAGGUGACUAGUAAGGUCGCGCAAUUCCUCAUUUACCCUUGCUGUUUCCAAUUGGGUGUGGAGCGACAGUGUAUAG